Messenger RNA from Symbiodinium pilosum, 267 nucleotides. NCBI's taxonomy places the organism in Eukaryota, Dinophyceae, Suessiales, Symbiodiniaceae. The record is from the annotation of a GenBank genome assembly.
GCAUGGUGUCGAGCGGCUGGCAGAAGCUCUUCCUGCUGGAAAAAGUGGUGCUGCUUUCGCAGCCUUCUACAAGAGCUUCGGCUGGGAAAGCUCGGCGGAGUACUUCGCUGCGAUGGGCGAGCACCAGGUAAUGUUGGUGGAUGUUGACCACAAUGACUCAGAUGACCGUUUGGCGAUUAUGCUGCUAGCAUGCCAGGUGGCAAGUGCCAAUGCGGAGCGACGGCUUUCUACGCCUGAUGCUGCAUGCAAGGUCUACCUGGACUGCAG